Coregonus clupeaformis (lake whitefish) is the source of this 789-nucleotide messenger RNA. RefSeq lists its product as uncharacterized. Bases 1 to 789 code for a protein of 262 amino acids. Lineage: Eukaryota; Metazoa; Chordata; Actinopteri; Salmoniformes; Salmonidae. Gene Ontology annotation, biological process: response to bacterium. The record is from RefSeq and is a predicted model, not a curated record. The transcript is spliced from 5 exons.
AUGGCGACCAAAGAGGUGUUCGCUUUGGGGAUGACCAACAGUAAUUAUUCCAACAACUUUAUCAAGGACUUUACUGAGACCAAACGUUUGGGUGUGAGGAGAGGAGACUACAGCUGUAACUUGACCAUAUCCAAGACAGAGCCAGGGGACUCAGCUACAUACUAUUGUUCCAUUACAGCCAUCUAUGAGCAAACAUUUGGAGAGGGAACUGUUUUAAUUGUCAAAGGUUCAGAGUCCAACAGCAUGUCUGUGCUCCAGCAGCCUGUGUCUGAGUCAGUCCAGCCAGGAGACUCUGUGACUCUGAACUGUACAAUACACACUGAGACCUGUGUAGGAGAACAUAGUGUCUAUUGGUUCAGACAUGGCUCAGGAGUAUCCCAUCCAGGAAUCAUUUACACCCAUGGAGACAGGAGUGAUCUGUGUGAGAAGUUCCCUAACGCUGGGUCUCCUACACAGAGCUGUGUCUACAACCUCCCCAAGAGGAACCUCAACCUCUCUGAUGCUGGAACUUACUACUGUGCUGUGGCCUCAUGUGGAGAGAUACUGUUUCGGAACGGGACCAAGCUGAACAUUCAUGUUCCAGAGCAUGAUUCUCAUUUGAUCAGUCCAACUGUUCUGGCCUUGGUCGUCUCCAACAUCGUCCUGGGGAUAGUGACCCUUCUACUUGUCUGGGUGCUGUGCAAGACUCAGAACAAGAGAGAUAGCAGAGAUGGUUUUAAGGAGGACCAUCUUCUGUUCAUGUACUGCCUGGGCGUAGCGUUGGGUCUGUGUGUCAUUGUCACGCCCUGA